CCUGGGAGCCGGGCGCUGACCCUCGCCGACAUGGAGGUGGCCCUGCGAGGCGUGCGGAAGAUCCUCUGCGUGGCCGAGAAGAACGACGCGGCCAAGGGCAUCGCGGACCUGUUGUCCGGCGGCCGCAUGCGGCGGCGUUGGUGUGAAACUCACAUGCAUAGCUACUUUUAACACCUUUGUAGAAGGUGGGAUCUUCUCUGAGACGGUUUCGUUCACACAUAAGUGCAGCUGAGGAGGAGCUGUGUGGGCUGGUUCCCAGGCCUGACUGCGGCUCAUAGCGUUACUGGAUUUCAGAGCCAGAAGGACCUCACAGAGAGAAGGACUUUCCAGAUUCAACAAGAUCUAUGAAUUUGAUUAUCGUCUGCGUGGCCAGAACGUCACCAUGAUAAUGACUUCAGUCUCGGGACACUUGCUGGCUCAUGAUUUCCAGAUGCAGUUUCGCAAGUGGCAGAGCUGCAAUCCUCUUGUCCUCUUUGAAGCAGAAAUUGAAAAGUACUGCCCAGAGAAUUUUUUAGACAUCAAGAAAACUCUGGAGCGAGAGGCUCGGCAGUGCCAGGUGCUGGUGAUCUGGACCGACUGCGACAGAGAAGGUGAAAACAUCGGGUUUGAGAUCAUCCACGUGUGCAAGGCUGUGAAGCCCAGCCUGCAGGUGCUGCGAGCCCGUUUCUCCGAGAUCACCGCCCGCGCUGUCCAGGCGGCCUGUGAAAACCUGAUGGAGCCCGACCGCAGAGUGAGCGACGCCGUGGACGUGAGACAGGAGCUGGACCUGCGGAUUGGGGCUGCCUUCACCAGGUUCCAGACCCUGCGGCUGCAGAAGAUCUUCCCUGAGGUGUUGGCGGAGCAGCUGAUCAGUUAUGGCAGCUGCCAGUUCCCCACCCUGGGGUUCGUGGUGGAGAGGUUCAAAGCCAUUCAGGCAUUUGUGCCAGAAACCUUCCACAGAAUCAGAGUGACUCACGACCACAGGGAUGGCGCAGUGGAGUUCAGCUGGAAAAGGCAUCGGCUUUUCAACCACACGGCUUGUCUCGUCCUCUAUCAGCUGUGCAUGGAGGAUCCCAGGGCGACCGUGGUGGAGGUCAGGUCCAAGGCAAAAAGCAAGUGGAGGCCUCAAGCUUUGGACACUGUGGAGCUUGAGAAGCUGGCUUCUCGAAAGUUGAGGAUAAAUGCUAAAGAAACCAUGAGGAUUGCUGAAAAGCUCUACACUCAAGGGUACAUCAGCUAUCCCCGAACUGAAACAAACAUUUUCCCCAAAGACUUAGACCUGACGGCGCUGGUGGAGGAACAGACCCACGAUCCACGCUGGGGGCCCUUUGCCCAGAGCAUUCUAGAGCGGGGCGGCCCCACUCCACGCAACGGGAACAAGUCUGACCAAGCUCACCCUCCCAUCCACCCCACCAAGUACACGGACAGCCUGCAGGGGGACGAGCAGCGACUGUACGAGCUCAUCGUCCGCCACUUCCUGGCCUGCUGCUCCCAGGAUGCCCAGGGCCAGGAGACCACCGUGGAGAUUGACAUCGCACAGGAGCGCUUCGUGGCCCACGGCCUCGUAAUCCUGGCCCGAAACUAUCUGGACGUGUAUCCCUACGAUCGCUGGAGUGAAAAGACCCUCCCUGUCUACAGUCGAGGCUCCUGCUUUCAGCCCAGCACCGUGGAGAUGGUGGACGGGGAGACCAGUCCACCCCAGCUGCUCAGUGAGGCCGACCUUAUCGCCCUCAUGGAGAAGCACGGCAUCGGUACCGACGCGACGCACGCGGAGCACAUCGAGACCAUCAAGGCCCGAAUGUACGUCGGGCUCACGCCAGACAAGCGCUUUCUCCCCGGGCACCUGGGCAUGGGGCUUGUGGAAGGCUAUGACUCCAUGGGCUACGAGAUGUCCAAGCCUGACCUGCGGGCCGAGCUGGAGGCUGACCUGAAGCUCAUCUGCGAGGGGAAGAAGGACAAGCUCGUGGUCCUGCAGCAGCAGGUGCAGAAGUACAAGCAGGUCUUCAUCGAAGCCAUGGCCAAAGCCCAGAGGUUGGACGAGGCCUUGUCGCAGUACUUUGGGGCAGGGGUGGAGCUGGCCCAGCAAGAAGCCAUCUUCCCAGCUGUGCCAGAGCCCGUCAGGAAGUGCCCACAGUGCGGCAAGGACAUGGUCCUCAAGACCAGGAAGAGCGGCGGGUUCUACCUCAGCUGCACGGGGUUCCCGGAAUGUCGCUCGGCCGUGUGGUUCCCGGACAGUGUGCUGGAGGCCAGCAGGGACGGGAGCGUGUGUCCAGUGUGUCAGCCACACCCCGUUUACAGGUUGAAGUUCAAGUUUAAGCGAGGCAGCCUUCCCCCAACCAUGCCACUGGAAUUUGUCGGCUGCGUUGGUGGCUGUGACGAGACCCUGAGGGAGAUCUUGGACCUCAGGUUUUCACGGGGGCCCACCCGAGCUGGCCAGCCGGUCAGCCAGCCCUCCGGCCACCUGCAGGCCAGCCAGCCCCUGGACAGAAUGGGCAGCAGCCAGCACGGCCACCCCCAGCCUCCUGCCAUCAGGCCCUCGAAUGCUCUGGCCAGGACUGCGCCCCUGCCCGCCGCCGAGGGCGAAGGCAACUCGGUGACCUGCAACUGUGGCCGGGAGGCCCUGCUGCUCACCGUCCGGAAGGAGGGGCCCAACCAGGGCCGCCAGUUCUACAAGUGCAGCGGCGGCGGCUGCAACUUCUUCCUCUGGGCCGACAGCGGCCACCCAGAAGCAGGGGGGCCUCCCUCCGAGGUGCCCAGACCCCCGGGCGGCUCACUGGGACGCCCGCCGGGCUCAGGGAAGCCCCUGGGCGGGCCCGGAAGCCCCGGCGAUGGUGGCGGCGGCGCACGCUGCCUGUGCAGCCAGCCCGCUGUCACGCGCACUGUGCAGAAGGACGGGCCCAACAAGGGGCGCCAGUUCCACACGUGCGCCAAGCCCCGGGAGCAGCAGUGCGGCUUCUUCCAGUGGGUGGACGAGAACGUGGCCCCAGGGACCUUUGGAGGCCCCCCCUGGGCAGGAGCCAGAGGAGGAAGCCGGGAGCCGGAGGCCAGAAGCAAAAGGGCCCAGGCUGGUUCCUCGGACGCCGGGUCCGCGGCCAAGAAACCCCGGAAGUGCAGCCUUUGCCACCAGCCUGGACACACCCGUCCCUUCUGUCCUCAGAACAGAUGAGGGCAGGGUAGGGCCAAGGGGGCCACUGCCUCCACCUGCUGCUUUUGUCUCGGGAAACGAGCCGUUUCUCCAGGGCCAGGUGGCCCUGCGCUGCCAGGGCGGCUUUGAGGAAAGUGGCUGCUCUUGGAGUGUGACCUGUGUUCUAAGGAGUCCGGGUCCAGACCGCUCUCUCAAGAAGGCCACGCCUGGUGGACAGCGGCCCUGUGUCUGGGGCUCAGGAACGGCCAUGGCCACAGCUGAGACGCCAUGGAGGCUGCCCCCUGCGAUCCACGGGGGCCGUGCUGUCGGCGCCCUAGCGGGAAUCAGCCCGGCCCUUGAGGGGCCUCCCUCCACAGACGUCCUGAGAACGGGUAGGACGGCAGGGAUCCCCUGUUCAGAAGUUGUGUCUACAGAAGGGUUAUCCCUCUUUCUCGAAGCUGCUGUGGCCAGGACGCCCCACAGCUCAUGUGCCUCAAUAAAGGAUUCUACCCCUUGACCCUGGCGGGUGAUGGUGUAGCGUCUGGUGAGAGUUGGCAGGAGUGACGGGCACUUGCAGGACCCCGGGCAGUGCCUGGGUCCUCUUGCCAUCCUCUGGCCCCAGUGGCCUCCCCCGGCCGCACCGCUGUCCUCUGGGGCAGAGAAGAGCCGCCGGUGCAAGACUCCGACGCUUCCCGUCUCCACACCCUGCAGAGGUCUCGGUGCGCCUCGCCCGCCUCCCGAGAGCCUUGGGAGCCGAGCAGAAGCAGGUCGGCUUCGCUCCGUGGUUUCGACAGAGAGCUGGAGGACAGGCUGCCGGCGUCACCCUGCUAGUGGAGAAAUGAACUGUCCUCAGGUCUUGGGACUCCCAGCCCCAAACCCUUCACUCAGACCAGUCCUUGUGCCCUGGCGGGGGGCGGGGUGCCCGCAGUCGCCCCUGGGGCGUCCGGGCGGUGGGUGUGGUCGGCCCGCAGCCCAGUCGACUUUGUGGUUUUACGCGUGCCGGCCAUUUCACAGACGGAACCGUGCGGCCCAUGGGCCGUGUGUCUGCUUUUCUCUGAGUGGCGUGUCUUCCAGGGUCGCCCCUGUGGUUGCGUGUCGGUGUUCUGUGCCUUUUUACAGCUGAACUAGUCCGCUGUGUGCAUGGGCCCCGUUGUGAGCAGUGUGGCUGUGAACCUUCACGUACAAGUAUUUGAACGCCUGUUCUAUAUUCUUUUCAGAUCUACACCUAGGAGUGGAGUGCUGGGUCGUGAAAUUCUGUGUUUAAUUUUUUGAAGAACCACAACAGCUGCACCAUUUUACAUUCUCACCAGCAAUGUACGAGGGUUCCUAUUUCUCCGCAUCCUUGCUAGUGCUUAUUUCCCCCUUUUUCUUUUUUUUUUUAUAAAUUUGUUUAUUUUAUUUUUGGCUGCGUUGGGUCUUUGUUGCUGUGCGCGGGCUUUUUCUAGCUGCGGCGAGCGGGGGCUACUCUUUGUUGCGGUGCGCGGGCUUCUCCUCGUGGUGGCUUCUCUUGUUGCGGAGCACGGACUCUAGGUGUGCGGGUUCCAGUAGUUGUGGCUCGCGGGCUCCAGAGCGCAGGCUCAGUAGUUGUGGCGCACGGACUUAGUUGCUCCGCGGCAUGUGGGAUCUUCCCAGACCAGGGCUCGAACCUGUGUCCCCUGCGUUAGCAGGCAGAUUCUUAACCACUGCGCCACCAGGGAAGCCCCCCCUUUUUUUCUUUUAAUUGUGGCCAUCCUCGUGGGCCUGAGGUGGUGUCUCGUGGCUCUGACUUGCAUCUUCCUAAUGACCACUGAAGUCGAGCAUCCUUUCAGUGUUCACGUGGCCUUUCACGUAUCUUUGCAGAAAUGCCUUUGCAAGUCCUUUGCCCAUUUUUCAGUGUUUGUGCUUUUGUUGUUGAGUCGAACGAUGCUGAACGCAUCUGUGGAUUUUAGUCUUUCCGCAGGGUGCUCCUGUGCACACGAGGACCAGAGCUGCCGGGUGGGACAGGGGUCCUGCUGGCCACCUCUUGCUGUGCUCCUAGGCUGUGCCUUUGCCGAGCCUGGUGGCCUCUCUGGGGGUGAGGGUUGCCGUCGUCCUGGUCACAGUGACGGAAGCUGUGAGGGGGUUUUCCUCUCAGGACGCUGGGUGGAGGACCCACUGCCCCCGGGGUGGAUCAGCCGCCUUUCCCUCCAGGACCGCAGAUUUGGGGGUCCUAUGCCGCGUCCAGCCUGCAGGCGGGAGGGGCCGGCUCCGCAGGGGGCAGGGGUGCACCGUCCCUGCUACACCAGCAGCGUUCACGCUGGGCGGGGGUGCGGGGUCGGCCUGGAAAGCUUCGCUGUGAAGUCACACAGGCAAGUGAGCCUGAGGCCCCCGCGAGCUGAACUGCUGUCUCAGGAAACGGGCGGCAGUGCCAAGAGGACCCAGAGCAGCGUCCCGGGUGCCCCGCGCCGGCCUUCGGUGUUGUCCCCACAGCCUCAGCGUCUGUCCUCAGUAAACUAAGUGCCACCA
This is a messenger RNA of Globicephala melas (long-finned pilot whale), 5587 nucleotides long. NCBI's taxonomy places the organism in Eukaryota, Metazoa, Chordata, Mammalia, Artiodactyla, Delphinidae. The record is from RefSeq and is a predicted model, not a curated record.